Messenger RNA from Diabrotica virgifera virgifera (western corn rootworm), 2464 nucleotides. Its product is annotated as glucose dehydrogenase [FAD, quinone]-like. Gene Ontology annotation, molecular function: oxidoreductase activity, acting on CH-OH group of donors; flavin adenine dinucleotide binding. The record is from RefSeq and is a predicted model, not a curated record. NCBI's taxonomy places the organism in Eukaryota, Metazoa, Arthropoda, Insecta, Coleoptera, Chrysomelidae. The transcript has 10 exons. The coding region runs from base 532 to 2400 and encodes 622 amino acids.
UUGAAGUACAAGUUCAUUUCCUCAUCAUCCCUUCCUACAUUUUAUUCCUUCAGUACAAGACGAAGAGAACAAAGUGACAGGUUCACAUAAACUAAGAACCGGCGAGAACCUCAGUAGUACAUUCGUUACUCUCACUUUCAGCUCCCAAGAAUUGGUACGAUUAGGUUACGCUUUGUUACAGUUUUAUUGCCGAAAAUAGUGGUAUGGAAAGGUGAAGUGUUGGAAAGGUGAAAAACGGACUUGUGUGUUAAACUAGUUUGUUGUUUUUCUUUAAGUUAUCAUAGAUGGAACUCAGAUAUUUGCUGUAGAGGUGGUCAAAGCUAAUCAAAGAAUGAUGUUAAUCACAUCGCAAUAGUCAUGCUCUUUUUACAUCUUGGAAACAAGAUAAGGAAAGGUCAGCUAUUUCGAAGAAUAAACAUGUUGAAGAUCCAUCCUCCGGAUUAGAGAGACGAACGUUAUAGAAGAUAAUAUUUAAUCUAGUCAAAAUCCAACUGUGAUAACUUAAAAUCCGUUAACCUAGGCUGUAUCAAAAUGGUAUUCGAAACCCUUCUAGUUUCAACAGCUUUAAGAACAAUAGGAAUAGUAGGAUCGACCCUCUGGUUGAUUCCCUUAAUUCUAGCUGGAAUAACGUAUAUAAACUACAACAAACUAGAUCCCGAAACGCCAAUCAUGGAUGCUCAGAGACUUUACAGAGAUUAUGACUUUAUAGUGGUGGGAGGAGGAUCGGCAGGUGCUGUAGUAGCGUCUAGGUUGUCGGAGAUUUCAAAAUGGAAAGUUUUAUUGUUGGAGGCAGGCUACGAUGAGAACGAAAUCAGCGACGUCCCAUCGUUGGCGGCCUACCUACAACUUUCUAAGAUGGAUUGGACCUACAAGACGGAGUACACCGGCAGAGCAUGUCUCGGCAUGAAGAACGGACAGUGUAAUUGGCCGAGGGGGAAAGUUCUUGGAGGGUCCAGUGUUUUGAAUUAUAUGCUGUAUGUGAGAGGAAACAAAAACGAUUAUGAUUAUUGGGAGCAGUUAGGUAACCCUGGGUGGAAUUAUGAAAACGUUCUAAAAUACUUCAAGAGAUCAGAAGACAACAGAAAUCCGUAUCUAACAAAAACGCCUUACCAUAACAAAGGAGGUCUAUUGACUGUACAGGAAUCCCCGUGGAGGACACCGUUAGUGGUAGCAUUUCUGGAAGCUGGAUUGGAGAUGGGUUACCCUGUAAGAGAUAUCAACGGCGCUGACCAGGCUGGGUUUAUGAUAGCACAAGGAACUAUCAGAAGAGGAUCAAGAUGCUCAACAGCGAAAGCGUUUUUGAGGCCAGUGAAGCUUAGAAAAAAUAUACACAUAGCCUUAAAUGCUCACGUUACACGAGUUUUGAUUAAUCCCACAACAAUGAGGGCGUUCGGUGUGGAAUUCGUCAGAAAUGGAAGGAAGCAGAUUGUCACAGCCAAACGAGAAAUCAUCCUCUCCGCCGGUGCCAUUAACACACCGCAAAUCCUCAUGUUGUCGGGAAUAGGGCCAAAAGAUGAACUCACCAAGCACGGAAUUCCCAUCCUCCGCGACCUACCAGUGGGAGAGAAUUUACAGGACCACGUCGCGAUGGGCGGUUUGACGUUCAGGAUUAAUAAACCAGUGUCUAUCGUGCAGGACAGGCUCCAGGCUUUUCCCAUGACGAUGCAAUACGUGAUGCACGAGCAAGGUCCGAUGACCACGCUAGGAGGAGUGGAGGGACUGGCGUUUGUUAAUACUUAUAUGGGGAACCGAUCCUGGCCAGACAUUCAAUUCCACAUGGCGCCGGCAAGCAUCAACUCCGACGCGGGGGCCAAAGUUAGGAAAGUUCUGGGACUCACAGACGAACUAUACAACACAGUUUACAAGCCGAUAGCAAACAAGGAUGUGUACACAUUAAUGCCGCUCCUUCUCCGACCGAGAUCCCGAGGGUGGGUGAGGCUCAGAAACAAAAAUCCGUUUUCGCCGCCGUUGAUCAAUGCGAAUUAUUUCGAUCAUCCUCUGGAUAUUUUAACUUUAGUUGAAGGUGCCAAAAUAGCAAUCAACAUAAGCGAAACUCAAGCUUUUAAGAAAUUCGGCAGCCGUCUACACAACAUUCCGUUUCCGAACUGUAGACAGUUUGAAUUCACCAGUGACAAGUACUGGGAGUGCCAUAUCAGGACGAUAUCGAUGACGAUAUACCAUCCGGUUGGGACGUGCAAGAUGGGUCCCACGUGGGACAGAGAAGCAGUCGUUGAUCCACGAUUACGGGUUUAUGGUGUUGGGGGUUUACGGGUUAUAGAUGCUUCGAUAAUGCCGACUAUACCUAGUGGGAAUACCAAUGCACCGACCAUUAUGGUGGGUGAAAAGGGGGCCGAUUUGAUCAAAGAAGAUUGGCUGGGGAUUAGAAGCCAAAAUGUGUAGAAGAUGUAGAAACUGAUUUUAUACUUUGUUAGCUUUUUUUGUUGUAUAUAUAUUAUUUUUAUAA